Messenger RNA from Ostrea edulis (European flat oyster), 6462 nucleotides. RefSeq lists its product as uncharacterized. Gene Ontology annotation, biological process: protein dephosphorylation. The transcript has 34 exons. Bases 8 to 4399 code for a protein of 1463 amino acids. The record is from RefSeq and is a predicted model, not a curated record. NCBI's taxonomy places the organism in Eukaryota, Metazoa, Mollusca, Bivalvia, Ostreida, Ostreidae. Gene Ontology annotation, molecular function: scavenger receptor activity; protein tyrosine phosphatase activity.
GGUUUGUAUGGCGGUCACCAUCAUGGUGUCAAUAUAUCUCCUAAUGAUGAUUUGUAUGUUUUCCCAUGCGUACGAAAACAUUGCUCUCAACAAACCGGCAUGGCAACAUCGUCAGUACAACCCAGAUAACGAUGUAUUCCAUGCAAGUAAUGCAGUGGAUGGACUGAAAUCUGACCUCAGCGCCUGGGGAGGACAGUGUGUCGUAUCGGCUAAUAAACGACAGACAGCCACAUGGGGAGUGGACCUAAAGGACAUCCUCAGUAUACAUCACAUUACCAUUUAUUACAGGACGGACAAUGUUGCAUGGGGUCCAAAAAAUGCUUAUGGUGGAAGAUUUUUGGGCUUUUCGUUAUACAUAUCAAACACAACUGACAAAACACAGGGAGAAUUGUGUUUCCACGACACAAACUACACAAGGGAUACCAUACCUGCCGUCCUUAACGUCACGUGUCCAGUGCACGGACGAUACGUCAUCUACUACAAUGAAAGAAAACAAAGAGUGAUCUACCCUGCUGGAUAUAGUACCAACGCAUUUAAUGAACUCUGUGAGGUAGAGGUGUACGGAUGUCAUAAUUCUGGAUAUUACGGAGAAAAGUGUUCCCGUCCGUGUCCAGUCAACUGUAGAAUUCGGUAUUGUCACAUAGAAACAGGGGUGUGUCAGGGAUGUAAACCUGGAUACAAAGGUCAUCAAUGUGAACAAGAAUGUGACAGCAGAAAGUAUGGUGAAGGAUGCCAGUAUGAAUGUGGAAAUUGUAAAGACAUGGGACAGUGUCAUCAUAUAAACGGCACAUGUCUGGACGGAUGUGAAGCAGGUUUCAAGGGAGGAAAAUGCGUAAAACAAUGUGACAGCAGAAAGUAUGGUGAAGGCUGUCAGUAUGGAUGUGGGAAAUGUAAAAACAAGGAGCAGUGUCAUCACAUAAACGGCACAUGUUUAAACGGAUGUGAACCAGGUUUCAAGGAAGGAAGAUGUGUAGAACAAUGUGAUGGAAAUAAAUAUGGAGCGGGAUGUCAACACAGUUGUGGAUCAUGUAUAAAUUUAGAACAGUGUCAACACGUAAAUGGAUCUUGCUUGAAUGGGUGUUAUCCGGGCUACCAGAGAGAGACCUGCAAUGAGAAAUGUAAUGAUGGACUAUUUGGAGAAAAGUGUAAUAUAUCCUGUGGAAGAUGCCAUAAAUCGAAACCGUGUCAUCAUAUCAACGGAUCGUGUAUGAACGGAUGUGACAGUGGCUUUCAUGGAUGGAAUUGCACUGAAGAAUGUGAAGAUGGUUACUUUGGUGAAAACUGCGUGGAAACAUGUAGCCAAACGUGCAGGAGCUGUAAUAAAAGUUCUGGAAUAUGUGACAGUGGCUGCUAUCCAGGGUGGAAGGGAAUUUAUUGUGAUGAAGAAUGUGAUGGAAAUAAAUAUGGAGCGGGGUGCCAACACAGGUGUGGAUCGUGCAUGAAUUCAGAACAGUGUCACCACCUUAAUGGAUCUUGCUUGAAUGGGUGUAAUCCGGGCUACCAGGGAGAGGCCUGCAAUGACACAUGCGAUGAUGGAGUGUUUGGAGAAAAUUGUGAUACAUCAUGUGGAAGAUGUCUUAAAUCGGAACCGUGUCAUCAUAUCAACGGAACAUGUUUGAAGGGAUGUGAAAGCGGUUUUCACGGAUGGAAUUGCACUGAAGAAUGUGAAGAUGGUUAUUUUGGUGAAAACUGCGUGGAAACAUGUAAUCAAACGUGCAGGAGCUGUAAUAAAAGUUCUGGAAUAUGUGACAGUGUCUGCUAUCCAGGAUGGAAGGGAACGUAUUGUGAUGAAGCUUGUGAUGGUGGAUUGUAUGGCGAAAAUUGCAGUAUUCACUGUGGUAUGUGUCUAAACUCGGCACAAUGUCACCCCAUUAAUGGGUCAUGUAUGGACGGAUGUGACAGCGGCUUCCUGGGAGAGAAUUGCACUCAAGAAUGUGCUGCUGGAUUUUUUGGCGAAAACUGCUUAGAAAUAUGCAAGGUGACAUGCAGGAGCUGUAAUAAGACUACAGGGAUAUGCGACAAUGGAUGUCACCCUGGAUGGAAAGGCUACUACUGUGAUAAAGAAUGUGACGGCGGUGAUUUUGGAGAGGAUUGCAGUCGCAGCUGUGGACACUGUAAUAACACAGAACAAUGUCACCACAUCAACGGAAUUUGUUUAAGAGGGUGUGACUUGGGAUACAAAGGAAUUAAUUGUACCGAAGUUUGCGAAUAUGAUCACUAUGGAUAUAAUUGUAAUCAAAAUUGCAGUUCAACAUGUUUUAAUAAGUCGUGCAAUCGCGAAGAUGGAUCUUGUGAUCGGAUUACAACAAACCUUAAUGAACAGAAGGGAGGUGAUGAAGUGGCUUCUAUAGUUGUUGCCAGUAUAAGUGUACUCAUAGUGUUGAUAGGCUGCAGUGCGCUAUUUUUCAUCAUACUCAGAUAUAGGAAAGCGAAGGAACAAAGACAACAAGAAAUGACUGAUAAUACUGGAUUCGACAGUAUGUAUAUGAAUGCUGGCCCUAGUAUCAGUUCAGACAACGAGAAAAGACGAACAGAUGGCAUAUACAAAGAAACAAACAAAGCCCAGGGUUCCCCCAGGCUAACGACAACAAAUAAUGUUAGAAAUGAUGAAAUGGAUGAUAGUAACGAUGAUUUGUACGUGAAUGAAGCAGUAACAGAUAUUUUGAUUGAACAUUUAGAAUCAGCUAUUGCAGUAAAACGGGAAAAUGAAAACAAUGGGUUUCGGAAGGAGUACGCUGCACUUCCUCAUGGUGAACAACAUAAAUGCGACGCUGGAAAACUGCCACAAAACGUGCCCAAAAAUAGAUUCAAAACCACGUUUCCAUAUGAUCAUUCACGGGUCAUAUUAAGGACAAAAGCAGAUGAAGAAUCCACCGAUUAUAUAAACGCAAAUUAUAUUGAUGGGGCAAACCGGAAAAGAGAAUACAUCGCUGCUCAAGGACCGAAGCCGAAUACAUUGAGAGAUUUCUGGACGAUGAUCUGGCAAGAAAAUGUGUCUGUUAUUGUUAUGUUGACGAAUCUCAAAGAAGGAGACAAGAUCAAAUGUGCCCAGUACUGGCCAGAUCAGAAUAAACACACAAACUAUGGAAUUGUAUCAGUGAAGAUGAUUGAGGAAAAAGAAUACGCUUUCCACGUCGUACGCCAUCUAACUGUGAUCAACAAGGAGCUGAAGAAGUCACGUGUUGUGACACAUUAUCACUACACCUCGUGGCCGGAUCAUGGAACGCCUGACCCACUGUGCCUUGUGAUUUUCCAUAAUCACGUGAUAAAGGCAACUACCAAUCAGAACGAUGCACCCAGCGUUGUCCACUGCAGUGCCGGUAUUGGACGGACAGGGACAUACAUCGCUUUGGACGCUCUAUCCCAGAUUGGCAGAAGGACAAAGAAGGUGGACAUCGCUAAGUAUAUCAGGAAAAUGAGGGAAAACAGGAUGACCAUGGUCCAGACAUACCAACAGUACAUAACUGUAUUCAUUGCCUUACAUGAAACUUUCAUGGCACCCGUCAGGCUAGACAGCAUUGCCGACUUCAGUAGGAAAGCUGAAAAUACGGGAAGGGACAUGCCAGCCAAUCAAAACGUUAUACUUAAAGACGUUAAGGUACGGAAUGAAUUUGAGCUUCUGCUUAAAAUUCGACCAACGUACACUGAUGCAGACUACAAAGUGGCGAAACAAAGCAGUGGAAAUAGAGCGCACGGAAUAAUGCCACUUGAUAAGUAUAGCUUGCACCUCUCUUCUGUGGUUUCCAAACGAGGUCAAUACAUCAACGCCAUUGUUGUUCCGUCAUACACCAAAGCAAGUGGUUUCAUUGUGACUCAAUAUCCACCGACAGGGGACGCUGUUGAUUUCUUGCGUCUUCUCACCGAUCACGAAUCUGACACAGUUAUCUUCAUGGAUCCACUAAUUGAUAUUGAAACGAGCAAUGAAUGGCUACCAAGAGAUUCCUCUUCCAAAGCAGUUCCUCCGUUUUCAGUCCAUAGCCAGUCCAGCUCCCGGACCGAUGUUACCAGCACCAUCCUAAGCAUUCAUCGGGAUAACUCUGAAUGCGAGGAUCUUCAAGUGACAGUUAUUGAACCGAAUGUCAGAAUCAAAUCAACCGGGAAACAUCUGGACACAUCCCAGCUUCGGAGUCUGGUGUCAGCGGCUCGAUGUACAGAAUCAGAGAACCCCAUCACUCUGGUCAGCAGAAAUGGCGCUUCCUUGUGCGGUAUUUUCUGUGCCGUCCACAACCUGAUAGAACAGAUCAACUUAGAUGAUGGCGUGGAUGUGUUCACUGCUGUUCGGCAGCUUCAAAUCAGGAGACCGGAAUUCUGUGCUAAUCUUGAGGAAUAUGGUCUGGUGUACAAAGCGGUUCAUGAUCACAUUCAGAGUACUUCCGAAAACGUCUACUACAACCAAUAGAAUGUUCUGAAACACGUUACAACCAAUAGGAUACUUCAAAACAUCUACUACAACCAACUGAAUGUUCCAAAACAACCGAUAAGAUGCUUCAAAACAUAUGCCACAUGUACAACUAACAUAUCGCUUCAAAAUAUCCAUAAUAACAAAUAUAAUACUUUACAGCAUUUGCUACAGCAAGAGCACUUCGACUGCAAAAAGCAGAGCAGUCUUAGGAAAUGUUUACUACAAACAAUAGAAAACUUCUGGCAACAUAACUACAUUUAAUGGAGAAUCUUAAUCAAAUGAAAAAAUACUUUGAACAGAAGCUUUAACGAAAAUGUCAAUUAGGUAGAGACGUUACCAGGUCUAGAUGUAGUGUCAAAAAUUUAGACAAGAAGAUAUUUUGUAAUAAAUUGUAAAAUAACACCUAUAGCUGGUUGAAUCUUUAGAGUAUGCAGUCAAAUUUAUUCCUAUCCAUAUUGCUGUUAUUAUUUUGCAUGCCAAUUUUAUCAUUAUUUUUUAUCAUCAUCACUAUUCUUAUUAUUGUCAUUAUUAUUAUUAUUAUUGUAUUUAUUCUUAUUAUUACUAAUAUGAAGAAUUAUUGAUAAUGUAUUCUAAGCAGAAAAAAAAUGACUACGGAUACAUAAAAGUAAAAAUAUAAAAAUAGUUACAAGUCGUAUUACAUACUAGAACAAUCCAAUCAUAGCGCAAUUAAAACAACUAAUGACAUGUACAUGUUGUUAUGAAUUAGGAUAACAAGACAUUGAGGCACAAACCCUCUAAUAAUUCGAAUCUCAAACAUUUCCGGUAUUCUAUUUAGUGCUUAGCCCCCAGUUUAGUUUAAAUAAAGUACCACUAGACUGAUGAAGGUAUAUGGCAAAAGAUCUAUAACCACACGAACCUGUUUUAAUCUUGAUACAAUAAAUUAUCAUUAAUGCAAACACGAUAUGACAUAAGUUUGUGUACAUGACACGUUUUCUUUUAAUUCAUACGCAUGCUACUUCAUCACCAGAUACUGAAGAAGGUCCAUCGCCCGAUAUGUACCCUGCGUCUGAUUCAUAAUCCACAGUUGCUAAUUUACACCACAGAUGCGCUCAUGUCAACCUAACAUGCUUGAAUAACCAUGAUAAUAAUUUCGGUGCCGCCUUCCCCCUGGAAAAACUAUUGCAAAAAUACAGAGUAGGGUAAUUUGGUUAAUUGUAUAUUGGUUAACGUCUCACUCGAGAAUAUUUCACUUGUAUAGAAAAAUCACCAUUGCCAGUGAAGGGCUGCAAAAUUCUGGCCUAUAAUCCGGGAUUACGACCUUUUAUCGUACCACACCUGCUGUGACACGGGAUCUCGUUUUUUGUGGUCUCAUCAAGAUGAAAGUCUGAAAUAUGUCUUUCGAUGCAUCAUGAAUACAGGCUAUUGGUAGAAAAUUCAUAUAAAUAAAGCUAAAUGUCAGCGUAAACAGUUAUUAGUUAGAAUUUACAUUUUCUGAGUAUCCUUAGACUACAUCUCUGCCACGGUUUCAUCAAUGUUCGUGGCAUUCAAAUAUUCAUGAACUUUUGUAGGAAAUGUUUCGUUGAUGCAUCAGUUUGUAGACAUACGUAUACUGUAUACUGUUCUUCCUUUUGAAUAAAAAUAGUACUUCGUUGGGUAUCUGGUUUAGGAGUCUUGUACAAUCGUGUAAGUAAAGAACAUCGGUGUCUAACAAAGAGAAAGCUCAAAAGAAACGGAAGCACAGACGUUACACCAUCACUUAAUCUGUCUCGCCGCUGUGUCACUGAGGGUGAUAAAGGCUUCUAAACUCGAGUGAGUUAUGUGCUUUAUGUAUAUCUUGGUUGACUGCAAAUGAACUCAACGAAACUUACUGGUAUUACAAAUACUUACAGAAUGCAUUUUAUCAUUAUUUUCAAUUUCAUCAUUAUUAUUAUCAUUUUUGUUUGCAUCUUUUUAACUGCUGCAUGCUGUAAUUUUAUCCCUAUUUGAUGUACUAAAUUAUAUCAUACAUUUUUAAAAUUUCGUUGGAUUUUAAUUAUUUUGAUUAUAUUUGUCAUUUUCUUUUAUGAAAAUUUGUUGCAAUAAAUUCCAUCAUCCAUUUC